CCACUUUCAUUCUCCACCAAGCACACAAAAGCAGAAUAAGGAUGAACAGCGGGGUGUGCGUGUGUGUGAUCCUUGCUGCUCUUUCUGCCUCCUGUUUGGGUCGGCCCCGCUCCUCUUCCCCUGACACUGAUGACAGCCCUCUGCCCUCACAAAUGGACGGCAGUUUAAGUGGGCACCGUCGGGUCGCCCGCUCCGUCAGCCUCAGUGCCGCCCUCAAACAGCAGCCAGCAGCCGACACAGAUUCAGACACCCGUGCCAACCUCAGUGAGCUGAUUGCCAAAAUCAUCUCCAAAAAAGGCUCUGUUCGGCGUAACUCAUCCAUGAACAACAGAGCAAACGGUGUGAACCAUCGGAUAAAAGAUCGGGAUUACGUGGGCUGGAUGGAUUUUGGCCGCCGGAGUGCCGAGGAAUAUGAAUACUCAUCAUAAAAUCCAUAUAUAUCAUCUAGCUCCUCUCUGCUACAAAUAAAGAGUAUAUUUAUUACUACUAUUGUUAUUAUUAUUCUAAUGUACAUUUGAUAAGACACCAUUAUAAUGCAAUAUACACAUAUGCCUAAUUUUGCAAAAAAAAAGACAAAAAAAGUCUCAAAAGUAUUGUUGUUGUUUUUAAAUCUUGUCAUUUUAUUUUCUUUGUCACAUACGCAAUGGUUUUUGCUUCAAGAGAACCGUCAAGCUGAAGUGUGUGUGAGACAUUUUUCAAUAAAUCAGGCCCGCAUUCAACUUUGGCCUUAAAUCCUU
Messenger RNA from Myxocyprinus asiaticus (Chinese sucker), 737 nucleotides. Its product is annotated as cholecystokinin-like. Gene Ontology annotation, biological process: digestion. The transcript is spliced from 3 exons. Gene Ontology annotation, cellular component: axon; extracellular region. Gene Ontology annotation, molecular function: neuropeptide hormone activity. The record is from RefSeq and is a predicted model, not a curated record. Lineage: Eukaryota; Metazoa; Chordata; Actinopteri; Cypriniformes; Catostomidae. Bases 42 to 428 code for a protein of 128 amino acids.